Myxocyprinus asiaticus (Chinese sucker) is the source of this 2184-nucleotide messenger RNA. RefSeq names its product INO80 complex subunit C-like. Bases 127 to 771 code for a protein of 214 amino acids. NCBI's taxonomy places the organism in Eukaryota, Metazoa, Chordata, Actinopteri, Cypriniformes, Catostomidae. The record is from RefSeq and is a predicted model, not a curated record. Gene Ontology annotation, biological process: chromatin remodeling. Gene Ontology annotation, cellular component: Ino80 complex. The transcript has 5 exons.
CUCAUUACCGCUUCCGGGUGAUCGGGAUGUUGUGAUUAGUUGCUGGCUAACGUGCAUUUUCACAGAGUGUUGACACGUUUAUUAAUUGUCAGGUUGUGCGUGUUGUGUAAAACACCGAGAAGGCAAAUGUCUGCACCGGGAGCAUCCAAUAUCAGGGAUUUAAAUCCAGCGACGGUCCCGACGAGUAAAGCUCAGACAGCAGCGGCCUUAGUUGCUCAGGCCCGUGGCAAGAAGCGAGCCGUCAGUCCCGCUUUACACACAGCCCUGUCUCCAAAUAAUAACAGCAGCAACAACAGCAGUAGCAGCAGCAGCAGCAAAAAGAGAAAAAUACAGCCUGUAGCGUCAACUCCUCAAACACAGGUUGCUCCUGUGGAGGGGACUGUUGAAGGAAAAUCAGUGGGCGCAGUCGAUGUAGAAUCCCCUACUAAGACCCUGCCUUUUAAAAACCCCAACUUUGUGCACUCGGGUAUUGGUGGAGCAGCAGCAGGGAAGAAGAAUCGGACGUGGAAGAAUCUGAAGCAGAUUCUGGCAGCAGAAAAAGCACUGCCAUGGAAAAUCACUGAUCCCAACUACUGUAGCAUAGAUGCGCCUCCUUCGAUGAAACCUGCUAAAAAGUACUCUGACAUCUCGGGUCUUCCUGCAAACUACACUGACCCUCAAACUAAAUUACGCUUUGCAUCGACAGAGGAGUUUUCUUACAUCCGCCAGUUACCUACAGAUGUGGUGAUGGGAUAUCUGUCUCUCCGUAAAGCCACCUGCAUUGUACCAUGAGCGAGAAUACAACUCUCCAGCACACACGUACAUGCUGACUGACCACAGGGUGCUGCAGUAUCUAAAGGACCCACAUACUCAAUCAGAUUCUGAUAUUUGUGGAUGUUUAUGGUUACAUUUAAUAGUGAAUUUGUUUGGCUAUGGCAAUAUAAUAUACCCCUCUAGGGGUUCCUCUGUAGAGCUGGUUUGACCUAUGACGAACUUUUAAAUAAAAGUCUUGAGUUGGACAAAAUUAGAUUAUAUUAGAUAUUGCACUAAUGGGCAAAUACAAUGCACUGUAGCUCCUGAUUCCUUGAUAUAUUUUAUUUUGUUGCCCUCCACCAGGAUUAUGAUGUAUCAAAAUGAUACACAAAUUGAUUCUCACAUAUUCCUCUUUUCAAAAUCACAGGUGCAAAAAAGAACCUAUUGCAAAUUAUAUCAUAAACUCAAUAAACAGAAAUGGGUCGCUAAGGCACCCUCUGGUGGUUAAAAGAAACAAACCUCCACCCGGUUAGGAACAGCACACAAUAUUGAGUCUUACAUCUAUGAAUAAAGUCAUUGAUUUUAUGAUUUUGUUGGAAGAAUGCUGCCUGGAGCUUGGCCACCUCUAGGAUGGCUCUUUAUCCAUGCCAAUAAGAGCGGCCAUGGAGGAGCUGAUCAAGAAGGCUCAACACCAGCUUUUUCCACCCUCCACAUCUGCUAGGUGUUUCGUGCUUGUUCCAAACCCAAGAUCAUUUUCAUGAUUCUUUGAAGGUUAGAUAUCAAAAUGCAAUUUAGUAGGCCCCAGUGAGGAUCGAACUCACGACCCCUGGUUUACAAGACCAGUGCUCUAACCACUGAGCUAUGGAGCCUCACUUAUCAGGUUAACUUGGCAGACAGCCCAAAGUAACAAAAGUAAGAACUCUUGUUUAAACUCAUUCAGAUAGCCUCGUGGGAUAUUGGCCGAAGUGUAUUUAAUUGUUUGACCUCAGAAUCCCCUGUACAUACAUAUGAAUGUGUACUAUGUUGGUAAUCUAAAAACAACAACUCAUCAGUCUUGUGGAUCUGAGAACAAUUUGUAAUACUACUAUAUUAAAAACAAAAGUGGACCAUAUACAGUUUAAUAUUAAAACACUGAUACACGAUCAAAAAUGUGAGUUUUGUUAUCAGUUGGACACUUUUAUUAAUUUUCAGAGUCUAAAAUGAACCCUGGAACCCUAUUGCACUUAGCAAGAGACUGAAGGUUAAUCUUUUUUUACAGUUUUUUUUUUUUUUUUAACCAUAUGGUGAACAGUGUAAAAAAAUGUCCUUGCAGGAUAUUUUAUGGCUAAAUUUCUGUAUCUCAGUUAUGGAUGGAUUAAUGCUGCGGUUGCCUAGCAAGUUGUAUGUAAAUAUUUAAAAUUUCACACACACAUCCCUCUUCACAUGAAAAAUAAAUUUUCUGUUUGCAUUUAA